AUGUCACGCCAACCAGCCUCUAAGGCUCCUCCGCCGAGGAACUUCACCCAGCUUCGUCCUGUCGCGUACGACAUCGGCAUAUCGUGCUCGGCUGCAGGCUCAUGCUACGUCACCCUCGGCGAUACUAAGGUGAAGUGCUGCGUGAACGCGCCGCGCCCGUGCAACAAGCGCCUUUUCGACGAGGUCGGGCUGUUGAACAUCGAGGUGCGCUUCAGCCGCCCGGAUAUGCGCCCAAGCUGCUCUUUCGAUCUGGCUUCCGUGCUGACCGAUGUGUUUGAGCGCCAUCUGCUGCUGCGUCGUUAUCCGCACCAGCUGAUCGACGCCUGGAUCACCAUUGAGGAGGAUGCCGGCGGGCUGUUCUCCGCCUGCAUCACAGGCCUCUGCCUAGCGUUCGCCGAUUGCGGCAUACAUAUGCCGGACUUGGUAUCGGCAGCUUCCGCGUACGCCUUCCGCGACCCUAAAGGCAAUCUGACACUGGCUUUGGAUCUAAGUGAUAAGGAGUCAUCGUACUUCGAGCAGACAGAUCCCGGGCUCACAAGUGUGCACCUGGCAUACUGCCCGAACAUGAACACCAUAGCGUGUCUGCUUCAAUCGGGGGAGCACACGGAUUCUGCACUGCUCGAUAAGCUGCUGACGACGACGCAAGCCGCCUGUGGCGUAGUCGCCGGAGAGAUGACCGUGUCGCUGCAGGACUACGUGGAGUGGACUCAGGAGCGUGACCACGACGCGGUUCCGGCCGUCGGCCACUACUCGGAGCUUACGCCGUAG
Babesia ovata is the source of this 768-nucleotide messenger RNA. RefSeq names its product 3 exoribonuclease domain 1 domain-containing protein. The record is from RefSeq and is a predicted model, not a curated record. Gene Ontology annotation, biological process: rRNA catabolic process; U4 snRNA 3'-end processing; nuclear mRNA surveillance. Lineage: Eukaryota; Apicomplexa; Aconoidasida; Piroplasmida; Babesiidae. The transcript is spliced from 5 exons. Bases 1 to 768 code for a protein of 255 amino acids. Gene Ontology annotation, cellular component: nucleolus; nuclear exosome (RNase complex); cytoplasmic exosome (RNase complex).